AUGACGGCCGUCCUUGAUGCGGCCGACGUCGCAAAGCACAACACGCCCGACAGCUGCUGGGUCGUCCUGUACGGCAAUGUCUACGACGUGACCGACUUCCUGUCCUCCCACCCAGGCGGCUCCAAAAUCAUCCUCAAGCUCGCCGGCCGAGAUGCCACCCAAGAGUACGAUCCCGUCCACCCGCCCGGCACCCUCGAAGAGAACCUCAAGCCCGAGGCAAAGCUGGGGCGCGUCAACCCAAACAGCCUGGUAGAGCACGCUGUCCCGGCCGACAAGGCCGCAGGCGACACGUCGGAGCCCCCGCCGCUGGCCUCGCUCUUGAACCUCGACGAGCUCGAGGCAGAGGCCACCCGGCGCAUCCCCAACAGGGCCUGGGCCUACUACUUUUCCGCCAGCGACGACCUCUACUCGAAACAGCUCAACCGCGCCGUCUACCGCGACAUUCUCCUGCGGCCCCGCGUCUUCGUCGACUGCACCGUCUGCGACCUGUCGACGUCACUGCUCGGCAACAAAGUCGACGUGCCCUUCUUCAUCGCCCCGGCCGCCAUGGCCCGCCUGGCCCACCCGGAUGGCGAGCGAGGCAUGGCCCAGGCCGCUGCUCGCUUUGGUGCCAUGCAAAUCAUCUCCAAUAACGCCUCGAUGACGCCCGAGCAGAUUUUCGACGGCGCGCCGCCCGACCAGCUCUUUGGGUGGCAGCUGUAUGUGCAGAACCAUCGGGACAAGAGCAUCGCCAUGCUCAAGCGCAUCAGUUCGAUGCGCCGUCGCAUCAAGUUCAUUUGCCUGACGCUCGACGCGCCCGUGCCGGGCAAGCGCGAGCACGACGAAAAGUCAAAUUUCGAGCGCAGCGGCCCCAUCGAGGCGGCCGCGCCCAGCAGCAGUGAGGAGAAGCGGCCGGCCGCCGGCGGCGUGGGCCAACAGCUGUUUUUCGGGACGGCCUCGGACCUGACGUGGGCCACGACGCUGCCGUGGCUCGCUCAGCACACCGACCUGCCCAUUGUGCUCAAGGGCUUGCAGACGCACGAGGACGCCUACCUGGCAGCGCAGCACGCACCGCAAGUCAAGGCCAUCAUCCUCUCCAACCACGGCGGGCGAGCCUCGGACACGGCGCCGCCCGCCGUGCACACGCUGCUCGAGAUUCGCAAAUACUGCCCCGAGGUGUUUGACAGCAUCGAGGUCUGGGUGGACGGCGGCAUAAAGAGGGGGACCGACGUCGUCAAGGCCCUGUGCCUGGGGGCCAAGGCGGUAGGACUCGGGCGCGCGCCUCUGUUCGGCCUCGGUGCCGGGGGGCAAGCCGGCGUAGAGCGCAUGUUUGAGAUUCUCGAGGCGGAGACGGCCACGUGCAUGCGAUUGCUCGGCGCAAGAAACAUUUCGGAGCUGGGUCCUCGAUUGAUCAAUAGCCGACGUGUGGAGAGAGACAUCUACGACGGGGAUCCGGGGCUGGAUAGGCAGGGUUUGUGGACAAAGGCCAAACUGUAG
Messenger RNA from Hirsutella rhossiliensis, 1476 nucleotides. Its product is annotated as FMN-dependent dehydrogenase domain-containing protein. The transcript has 4 exons. The coding region runs from base 1 to 1476 and encodes 491 amino acids. NCBI's taxonomy places the organism in Eukaryota, Fungi, Ascomycota, Sordariomycetes, Hypocreales, Ophiocordycipitaceae. Gene Ontology annotation, molecular function: oxidoreductase activity; heme binding. The record is from RefSeq and is a predicted model, not a curated record.